This is a messenger RNA of Megalops cyprinoides (Indo-Pacific tarpon), 2881 nucleotides long. Its product is annotated as coiled-coil domain-containing protein 114-like. The transcript has 15 exons. Gene Ontology annotation, cellular component: axoneme. Bases 73 to 1761 code for a protein of 562 amino acids. Gene Ontology annotation, biological process: outer dynein arm assembly; cilium movement. The record is from RefSeq and is a predicted model, not a curated record. Lineage: Eukaryota; Metazoa; Chordata; Actinopteri; Elopiformes; Megalopidae.
AAAGUUUAUAGUGUGGCAGGAAUACGAACGUUCAGCUUUCCCCCACAGUGAGUCCAAGAAAAAGGUAACAGUAUGCCCAGAGGAAGGUCAGCGGUCAGCAUCCACUCUGACAGCAGUGAGAUGGACAUUGAUGGAAUCGCGGAGACAGAACUGGCCAAACUGCAGAGGCAGUUCCGCAUCAUGGAGGGAGACCGGCAGGCCUACAGCGUCGAGACGCAGAAUCUGAUCCGCAGGCAGCAGCAGGAGAUUCAGAAGCUGCAGGCGGAGCACGAGGAGCUGCGGUGCAGCCUGCAGGUGUCGGAGAACCGCACGCAGCGUCUGCGUGACGCGGAGGUGACGCAGAGUCUGCGCAGGAUGCUGGAGCAGCGGGACGAGCUGGAGGAGCAGCUGCAGAGGGAGAAGCAGGCCGCUGCGCAGCUGGAUCAGGAGAUUUUUAGCAUGGAGAGGAAGCUGGCGGCCCAGAGGCGAGAGGGGAGUACGGUGAGCCCGAAUCAAAAGCCCCAGUCCUACCAGAUGCAGCAGGCCUGCCACACCCUGGAGAACAAGUUGGACAGGGCCCUCACACGCUUUAACAAGCAGCUCGCCAAGAUGGGGCAACUGAGGGAGGAGUUGGAGAUUCUGCACGUGGAGCGGAACAGAUUUCAGCAGCUGUACCGCAAGCUGGGCAAGGAGCUGCAGGAAAUCCACAAGGACAUUGGGGACAUAAUUGAGCAGUCAACAUCGGCCUAUGAUGCCAGGGUGGAGGCGCAGUACAAAACCGUGACGCUGAAUGAGAAGGCCGUAAAGGACUUGGCACAGUACAGUGCCGAGAUGCAGGAGCUGGAGCGGGUCAUCGCCCACGAGCACCGCCUCAAAACCUUCAUGAGCACCAAGAACCAGGAGAGGAACGACCAGGAGGACUCCCAGGACGCGAACCGAAGGCAAGCGAUGGAGGAGAAGGAAAAGAGGAAGACUGAAUCCGGGGAGGAGAGCAUUGCCACCCUGGAGGAGGCUUUCAGCAGGAUCCAGAAUGCAACAGGAGAGGAAGAUUUGGACACGCUGGUCAUGAAGUUCAUCGAGGUUGAAGACCGGAACUUUGCUCUGUUCAACUAUGUUAAUGAGCAGAACAAUGAGGCCGAGACACUGCGGGACCAAAUUGCCCAGAUUCAGCAGGAGAUGGAGCGGUCACGCCAAGAGGGUCAGCGGCAGGAAGAGGUGCACGCUGCCGUGCUGCGGGACAUCGGCGUGCAGCAGCAGGAGACCGAGGCCCAGGCGCAGGAGUACGAGCAGCGCGCUGCGGCCGUGGCCAAGAUCCUGGACCAGCUGAAGACUGGAGUGGGCAGUCUGUUCCACAAGAUCGGUUGCGAUCGUUCUGUAAUUGAGGACAUGCUAGGCUCCUCCACCGGCAUCAGAGACAACGACAUCCUCACCUACCUGGGCCUGGUGGAGCAAAGAACCAAUGAGCUGCUCACCAUACAGUCUUACCUCACCUCCAAGGACCUUGACAAAGAUUACGACCCCGAGGACAUUGCCCAGCUCCUGUUAGGGCAGAGCCAGCAGCUUCCUCGACAGAACAUUUCAAUUCUGCCUCCCUCCAUUGGGGACAACUAUGACACGGAUGAGUCUCCGCUCACUGAUGAGGAACGACCUCUGACCCGGAACGAACUCCAGCAGAAGGUCAUGAAGGGGGUCCUGCGGAAAGAAAAGACUAUUCGACCAGAUGUCAAAGCCUCCAAAAUCAGUGUGGUAGCCAACAACCGCCAGCGCUUGAUUGAGCAGUGAUGGGGAAUCUCUGCACCGAUUUUUUCUGCCCCGACAGAGGUUGUGACCACUAUCACUGUGUUAUCACAACAGGACAGUGUAGCAUCUGUUAGAAGCAGUCAGUGGUGGUUCCCUUCCAAAGAGCUCACUAUUCCCCUUGGGAUUCAGUGGCUGCUCCCUACCCCUUACUACUUGACCUGAGAAUAGCAGAUGAGAACAGGGAAUGAAAUUGUCUUGAAAUCAUCCCUUAUUUUAACAAGACACUCACGUUCAGCACUGAAGGAGCAAUUCAUUUAAAGCGUCUCAUCCUUUUAAGUUAUGAUUCUUACACCUUAGGAGUGUUUUAUAUUGAUCCUCCCAUCCUUUUAGAGAAGAACAAGUGAGUGUGUUAUGUGGUUGCUGGGAAAGCCAGACAAUCUUCUUCAACCAUCACUGAGAGCUUUAUUCCAAAUAUGGGCAUUCCACUAAUGCAGUUCUGAGCCCUGAGAUCUUUGACAGCUUACUCUCCUGAGAUGACUUGAUGAAAUAGGGCCAGUGAUCCUGAUAAUGUACAUGUUACCGUUGCUGUUUAGAGUGCAAUCUUUGUAUGAAGGCUAGUUUCAGCAGUACACUUGGACCCCAACAACGCAUGUAUGAAUCACGUUCAGGGAGAUUCUUGUAUGUAAACAUAAAAGGAAAAUUCACACUGUUCUUAGAAUUUUCCAAACUUUGGUGCUACUUUCAGCCCUCGUUCUUAUGACAGAUGAGCUAACCAUCAUCUUUUAACAUCUACCCAAAUUAAGUUUGAACCAAUUCAGAGGGACUUCACAGGGAAGAUUUGUUAGUAUGACUACCUGUUCUACAGCUGUUCUUUUACAAGAUGUGUCAACACAUGCAAUGUUUUUCUCAGGCUAAGUAUUGGGUUUCAAAUAUGUUAUGUGAGAGCUGUCUUCUACAAGUACUUACUCCAAAAUCUGGAUAUGAUCUUUUUAAUAACAUCAUGUUAGCUGAACCAUGGAAUUAAACUGUCAAAACAACUAUGUACACUAGCCACUGUAGUGCUUAGUUUAAUUGGUGUGAAUUUCUGUGUAAGGGAUCGAAUGUGUUUUUCACGUUUAUCUCACAACUCACCUCAACCCCUCUCAAAAGCUACCAGUUGUUC